Molecule: messenger RNA, 2019 nt
Organism: Papaver somniferum (opium poppy)
Lineage: Eukaryota; Viridiplantae; Streptophyta; Magnoliopsida; Ranunculales; Papaveraceae
Product: probable inorganic phosphate transporter 1-9
Exons: 2
Coding region: 218-1939 (573 amino acids)
Biological process (GO): transmembrane transport
Cellular component (GO): membrane
Molecular function (GO): transmembrane transporter activity
Source: RefSeq, a predicted model, not a curated record
AAAAAAGAAAGGCCAAUUGCAGAACUAGUCUUCUUCUCUUUCCUUGCUUAAAUAAUUAUUAGAACCCAAAACUAAAAACACCCCCAAUUAUACAAACAUCAGAGAAAGUUGUCCAUCAAAGAACAAACUGUUUGAUAAAUGAUUAUACUGAUCAGCGACAUGAUUGAGUGAGGAACCUAGCUGAAGUUGCUCAUUGUCUUUAUUUGUCGUCAUCGAGAUGGCGGGUUUGAAAGUUCUGUCCGCUCUUGAUUUAGCAAAAACACAAUUGUACCAUUUCAAAGCGAUAAUAAUAGCAGGUAUGGGUCUUUUCACUGAUGCUUAUGAUCUCUUUUGUAUUACGCCCGUCAUGAAAUUGAUCGGUCGAGUCUACUACGAAGAUCAAGAUAUCGAAGAAUCUGUGAGAGGUGUAGUACCACCGUCAGUCGUAUCCAUAACAGUUGCCACCGCUCUUAUUGGUACCGUCUUUGGGAAAUUGGUAUUUGGAUAUUGUGGUGAUAAAUGUGGUAGGAAAAGAGUCUAUGGUUUCGCACUCCUCAUCAUGAUUUUCAGCUCUAUCGGUUGUGGUUUCUCAAUUUGUAAGACAAGGAAAUGUGUUAUAACAAGUCUUUGCUUCUUUAGGUUCAUGCUUGGUUUCGGUAUUGGAGGGGAUUACCCAAUCUCAGCUACAAUCAUGUCUGAAUUCGCUAAUAAAGCCACAAGGGGUUCGUUUAUUGCCACUGUUUUCUCCAUGCAGGGUUUCGGGAUUCUAACUAGCUCUGCUGUUACCAUGAUUCUCUGUGUGAUUUUCAAUCAUGCUUCCGAGUCUAAGAACACAGUUACCCGAACGCCUGACGAAGCUGAUUUAUUAUGGCGAUUGAUUUUGAUGUUCGGUGCUAUUCCGGCUGCUAUGACGUUUUAUUGGCGAAUGAUGAUGCCUGAAACUGCCAGGUAUACUGCUUUGGUGGAUCAAAAUCUCAGACAAGCAGUGAAAGACAUGGAAGGAGUGUUGGAUAUACCAAUGACUGAAAUCACAGAAGAACACGACUUCGUGCCCAUGUCACCAACUUAUGGAAUUUUUUCAAGAGAAUUUUUCUGGCGUCACGGACAGGAUCUUUUUGCGUGUGCUUCUUCUUGGUUCCUUGUGGAUGUUGUUUUCUACAGCAGCAAUCUAUUCCAGUCCCAUGUUUACAGUGAUCUUCUUCGAGAUCCCCAUAAACUGAAUGCCUAUCAGCAGGCUUAUGACGUAGCGAAACUUCAAGCGAUCAUAGCAGUCUGUUCUACAAUUCCAGGGUACUGGGCUACUGUGAUUUUUAUCGAUCGAAUUGGUAGAGUCAAAAUCCAAAUGCUGGGGUUCUUGGUCAUGGGACUUUGUAUGUUUGCUAUUGGAAUACCUUAUUACCAAUAUUGGCAUGAUCACACAAAUGCAGGGUUCUUAAUCCUUUAUGGACUCACAUUCUUCUUUUCUAAUUUUGGGCCAAACACCACAACGUUCAUCGUGCCUGCCGAGCUAUUUCCUGCAAGGUUUCGGUCCACUUGUCAUGGGAUCUCUGGUGCUAUUGGAAAAAUUGGUGCUAUUAUAGGUUCAGUGGGAUUUCUAUGGGCUUCUCAGAGUCAGAACGAGAAGGACGUUGACAAGGGUUAUCUAAAAGGUAUUGGGAUGACUAAUGUAUUAGUGAUUCUUGGUGGAAUAUCACUGUUAGGAAUGGUCUUGACCUAUUUCUUCACACGUGAAACCAUGGGAAGGUCAUUGGAAGAAAACGAAGUGGAAUAUGGAGCGUCAAACCAAACGAGUUUUAUGGCAUGUUUCGGGGUUGCUGACCAAACAAGUCCAGAACAUCAUCACCAGACUAGUUCUCAUGUCCGUCCGAGCAUCAGCAGUACGACUAGUAGCAGCACUAGUAAUAGUACUGUUGCUAUUGAUCAAAGGAGAACUAGUAAUCCUGCUUCUAUUUUGGCUUAAUUUUCAUUCAAGAAAUUCAUGUUGUGCCCCCUUUAAGUUUAAUCUAAAUCUACGCGUGUAUAGUGCAUUCAUUUAUUACA